This is a messenger RNA of Zootoca vivipara (common lizard), 7829 nucleotides long. RefSeq names its product tetraspanin 12 (gene TSPAN12). Gene Ontology annotation, cellular component: plasma membrane. Lineage: Eukaryota; Metazoa; Chordata; Lepidosauria; Squamata; Lacertidae. The record is from RefSeq and is a predicted model, not a curated record.
GACAGAAGCCCGGUCUUGGUGUUCCUGCCGAGCAUGCGUGGCAAGUACUUGUGCAGCUGGCGGCUGCCUCUCGUGGAGCCACCGACGGGAAAGGAGGUGGGAGCCCGAGCGAUUGGGCGAGAGUUAUUGCCUAAGCAGCCUUCCUUUACCUGGCGGGGUUUGGAGAGGAGCCGGCUCGGCUGCUUCAGAACAGAGCACUUUCUCUUUCUCCUUUUUGCACCUUGGAUCAGCCCCGUCGGGAUCAUCGCGGAGCUGCAACCCACGCGGCGAGCGUGGUAAAUUGCUGAAAUUUUCUGUGUCAGAGGUGCCUGUUCAUAAGAGGAUGUAGCGAGUCUGAGGAUGGGGCUUUCUGCGGAGAGGCGCUCACAAUGACCAGAGAAGACUCAGUGAAGUGUUUGCGGUGCCUGCUGUACGCCCUAAACCUGCUUUUCUGGUUGAUGUCCGUCACUGUGUUAGCCGUUUCUGCCUGGAUGAGGGACUACUUGAAUAAUGUUCUCACUUUAACUGCGGAAACAAGGGUAGAGGAAGCUGUUCUUUCCACUUACUUUCCAGUUGUCCACCCAGUCAUGAUUGCCGUCUGCUGUUUCCUUAUCAUUGUUGGAAUGUUGGGCUAUUGUGGAACAGUGAAAAGUAACCUCCUUCUGCUCGUGUGGUAUUUUGGAAGUUUGCUUGUGAUAUUCUGCAUUGAACUGGCCUGCGGUGUUUGGACCUACGAGCAGGAAAUUGCGGUCCCUGUGCAGUGGUCAGAUAUGGUCACUUUGAAAGCCAGAAUGACCAACUACGGCUUGCCUAGAUAUCAAUGGCUUACUCAUGCUUGGAAUUUCUUUCAGAGAGAGUUUAAAUGCUGUGGAGUUGUGUACUUCACGGACUGGCUGGAAAUGACGGAGAUGGACUGGCCUCCGGACUCCUGUUGUGUCAGGGAAUUCCCAGGAUGCUCCAAACAGGCGCACCAUGAGGAUCUCAGUGACCUUUACCAGGAGGGUUGUGGUAAAAAGAUGUAUACUUUCCUGAGAGGGACGAAACAACUGCAAGUGCUUCGAUUUCUGGGGAUAUCGAUUGGGGUCACCCAGAUUCUGGCUAUGAUCCUCACUAUUACUUUGCUGUGGGCUCUGUAUUACGACCGACGAGGCCCAGGCCCAGAUCAAAUGCUGUCCUUGAAGAAUGACACCACACAGGACCUGUCAUGUCAUUCAGUGGAGCUGCUGAAACCCAGCCUGACGAGGAUUUUGGAGCACACAUCCAUGGCAAACAGCUUCACCACACACUUUGAAAUGGAGGAGCUUUAGGGUGAUCGCCCCUUUUGCUAAUUGUACAUUUGAAAAAGGAGUCUGAGGUCAUCAUUCUGAUCCAGAGAAGAAAACAGAAUGAAUGGAGAUGUUCUUGAUGAAUGACCGUGAUCCCGGGCUCUUAACCUUUUUAUUUCUCAAAACGUUUGUGACCUGAAGGUUCUAGCUAUAGUUUUACCACUAAAAUGUAUCCAUUGUUUUAAGUACUGAGAGUGAAUAGGUUCUGUUUCGUGAGAAGAUGUGCAUUGUAUAAAAUGCUGAUUGUAGCAGGGCCUUUAAACUUUUUUUUUUAAAAAAAUAAUCAACGUUUUAAAAUUAAGCAUCUGUCAAAAAGAACACAUUCAGGUUAUGACUUAAGGGCUCUUUGAUUCUGUCUGAACUUUUAAUUUUAAAUGAUUAGGUAAGAGUGUGGGCAGCUUGUUCAGCACUGAGAGCUGAUCAGUGUUUUCACUUACUUGUAAUUUAAGUAAUUUUCAUAAUCAUUUGAAGAAAUGGUAGCUGGAUGUGUUGCACUCUGAUAAUCUGAUGUGUUGCAAGCUACAGCUGUUGGAUAUGUUGCACUCUGAUAAGCUUCUUCAGGGGUUGUCAAUCACAGCCGAAGGCAGACCCUUCAAAAUCUGGAAAAGGGUCUAAAGCCAUGAGGUUGGAAAACAGGGGUCUCUUUCUUUUUAAAGUGCUUCUUUCUUCCUUAGAUUUUAGGGGGGGAAAUCCAAGAUAACCACCUUUCCCGCUCCGUGUACAGAACCCAUCUAGACUGGCUUUUGAAUCUUACUUUGAUGUUUAUGAUGGGAUCAUCUUCUGCCACAUCUGAGGGUGCCACGCUAAUUUAAGGACUGUGGCAUACACAAUAGAGUGGAGUAGCUGCUGCUGCUCAGAAUCUGCUGCCUGAUGCAGUGCUCUCACUCUGGCCAAUGGUAGGACCGGCCCUGGGUGAAACAUAUUCACCUGCGGCUUAGUGAAAUCCAUGUGCCUUAGCUUACCUGUGUAGCCACAGCCAGUGCAAUUCCGAAGUCGGAUCUUCGGAUCUAUUUCUCCCCCAGAAUUUCAAAACCCUGAACAUAAGUGGAACAUCCAACCCUCCUCCCUUAGACGCACAAAGCCCAUAUCCCACGGGCAAACUAAUUGUUGGUGCACAGUUAGUUCUUGGUAAGCUGAUAGGACUUGAUAAAUUGCUGGGAAAGCCUAUUUCAAACCCUCUGCUUGGACUUUGUGGGAAUUGCCUCUAAAAGAUCAGGGAUGUUAUCUGUAUAUAAUAAGGCAUGUGUAUGUAUAGCAGAACUGAAAUCCAUAUUAACAUUUUACUUAACACUUUUAGGUUUUGUAAAAAGACAAACGUGUGUUUUUUAGCAAUGUCUUUAUCUAGCUGUUUUUUUUUAAAAAAAAGAAAUACCUGAAACAUCUACUUUUAAAAUGAAUUUUUAACGUUCAAAUUAAAUUAUGUGGUCCAGAGAGAUUUUAAAAAUACUAAUAAAUGAGUUAUAUCUGAAAUACCCACUUUUAGGAGAGGAAAUUAAGUGGUGAAUGGUCUUGGAACUGGAUUUAUUGAAGAAAGAUUCUACCUUCUUUCUAAGCAAGGGAUCGUGAGGAUGUCUUUAAUCCUCCUUUUUCCUGCCCUGCUCAUUUUUUUGUUCAGAAUGUGUAUGUUGUUAACUCUCUCAUUGAAGCCAAUGAUACAUACAUGUGUCUAAUUCUGGCUUGAUUACUCUUCACUUUUGGUUUCCUUCCUGUAGCACAUGACCUGGUUCAUUUUCCUGAAUCAUAUAGAGCUGUUUGUACCUGUAGAAAGCAUUCUGUGGGCCACUGGCUCCCUGCUUGGAGCAUACUUUAAUCUACAGUGCAUGGGGAGAUGGAUGGAUGGCCAACAGCCCCAGCCUGGUGUCUUCCAUAUGUUGUUGGACUGCCACAACAGCCACACAAAGAAUGCCCAAUUAUCAUGGAUGGUGGGAGUUGUAGUUCAAAACAUCUAGGAGGCACCAGAUUGGGGAAAGACAACCUUGUUUUUUGGAGUAGGAAUUUGGAGUGGUUUAUUGGACUGGGAAUGAGCAACAGCUUGCCUUGCCUCCCCUUCUCUGGUGGCUUGGGUAUAGACCCAAGUUUGUUGAAAUGCCAUUUUUUAAUAUCCUUGUUAACAAACCAGGAUUAUACACAGUGCUUUAAACAGCAUUUCUCAUUCUGGACAUCUGCGGAGACUGCAAUUUAACGGAGAAGCAAGUCUUCUCUGAAGCAACAUGGUAAAGAGAUUAAAAUAUAUUUAUUGAAUUGCGAAAAGUGCAUCUUACUGUAUUUUAUGUGUACUAUCGAGUUACAGUCGUUUCCACCUAGCCACAUUCUUGUUUCACGUGUUAUAGUAGUUAAUUUAAAUGCUUGCCAAUCCUAUGGUAGCUGCUUAAAAGCUGACUGUGUGGCAAACGCAGGCACAUGGCAAGCUGAACUUCUCUGCUUUCGAGCCAAGUUGGACACCCGUCCACUGCUGCUCAAAAAUGGGUGUGUGGGGGUAACUCUGGGUGGAAACCAAAGGUUGGAGACUGCCGACUUUUGCAUUCCCACCAUAAACUUGAAGUGGCUGCCAUGUGACUCUGGGGUAUAUUCUUUCCUCUUGAGCAGUUUCCCUCAGUGCCUGCAAAGUCAGACGAGGGAACUUCUCUUAUGGGAUGAAGCUAGCAUUGCACUGGCCCCAUGGAAAUUUGUGUCCUCCUAUGGUUUUAAAAAUUGUUCCAGUUUGCACUCACAGUGCUUCAGGAGAGAGAGAGAAAGCUAUGUGUAAUGUUGCAGGCAAUAAAACCACUACUGUCUUAUAUUUUGUCAUGGCUUUAUUUGAAAUGUGAGCUGCCCUCCCGUUUUCCUAAGAUUCUAGGAUUCUCUUCUGUGCGUUGUAGACAGAAACUUUCGCCUUCUUUAUAUUUAGCUAAUACAGUGGUACCUCGGUUUUCAAAUGCCUCUGUAGUCGAACGUUUCAGAACUCAAAACGCCAAAAAACCCGGAAGUAAAUGCCUCGGCUUUUGAAUGUGCCUUGGGCGUCGAACAGGAAAUGUGGCUUCCAUUUUGAGUUUUCCGUAUUGAGGCUUCUGCUUUCAGUUUUCGGUUUUCAAAUGUUUCGGAACUCAAACGGACUUCCGGAAUGGAUUACGUUCGGAAACUGUAUUACAGUAAGCCCACACCUUGUGCACAUUCAGCUUUACACAAAGAAAUAUAAAAAAGGGGCUGGGUUUGUGAGGAAAAUUACUUUGGCAUUCACACCCACCAUUGAACCCAGUGGGUUCAGGCUAUACACAAUUUUGGCUGCAGACGUGAUCCCCGAAACGUAAGUCGUGGGCCUAUUGUAUAAUUUUUUUGGGGGGGGGAGAUCACUGCCUCUUUCAAUGCAGAGGCCAACGCAUUCUCCCACAAGGAUGCCUUUGUUACCCUGUGGACCCAAGAUAGUCCCUUUUGGGAAAGUUAUCCCCCCAUGCCCUCAAACCAUAGCAGCUCAAAAUAAGAUCCCAUGCAACAAGAUGAGACAGUUCCCGUCUUAGAACCAGCAUUGUAAAAGCUGCUUGCAUUUUUUCAAGUGGUGUCGCUGCAGUGUUUUCACAGAUAGCAGCACCUCACAAGCACCUAGGGUCCAAUAACAAAUAUUUGCCUAUAGAACAAAUAUUGAGAACUGCCAAUCUUUUCUUUAUUGCAGGCAUGGAGAAAUGUCUCUAUCUCUCUAGUCCAUGCCAAUAUUUCCUUUAAGAAUCCCUGGAGCCGGGAGACAGAAAAGGUACUGUCAGUCAUGUGGACCUCAGCGUGAAUAUUAACAGAUACAAAUGAGGUGAAUGAACUCACACGAGUAAUUUUGUAAAUUUGGGUCUCUGUACUCCAUCUGUACUUUCACUUCACUUAACAACAGAGCUUUGUCUAGACACAUUAGAUGGAAAGCUUUGGCAACACGUAAGUACAAAUAGCUUGGAGAGAUCAUGUUUAACGGCACCCUUUUUUAAUCUGCCAAUUUACAUAGGUGCCCACAACCUACUUUUUUAAAAAAAUUAACUACAAAAAUAGAUGGGGAUUUAUUCCUGCCCAUAUGGAAGGCUUUCAUGAUUUCUAUUGUAAUUUUUCUCCCAUACAGAAACAUUUGCUUAUGGCAUAUAUCAGGAUUUUCAAUCAGUUGCCUCAAAUUGCAAGUUUGCAAGAUUGACUGCCUUCUGUCCCAUGGUUUCACUUGCCCAAAGGGCCAUUUUUCAUUUGUGCUGAAAUUUCAUUUGCGCCUGGCUUUAGUGACUCUAAGCGUGCAGAUUGUAUCUUUUGCACCACAGCUUUCCUCUAGCCAACACUACACUGUAGCUUGUGGGAUGUGGGUGGCGCUGUGGUCUAAACCACUGAGCCUCUUGGGCUUGCUGAUCGGAAGGUCAUCAGUUCGAAUCCCUGCGACGGGGUGAGCUCCUGUUCCUCUGUCCCAGCUCCUGCCAACCUAGCAGUUUGAAAGCACACCAGUGCAAGUAGAUAAAUAGGUACUCCUGUGGCGGGAAGGUAAACGGUGUUUCUGUGCGCUCUGGCACUUGCCACAGUCCUCUGUGUGCCAGUAGCGGUUUAGUCAUGCUGGCCACAUGACCCAGAAAACUGUCUGUGGACAAACACUGGCUCCUUGGCCCUGAAAGUGAGAUGAGUGUCGCAACUUAACCAUCUGGGGGUCCUUUACCUUUUUAACCUUACACUGUGGCUUAUGGUCAAGAAGUAGCCCAUGCACAUUAAAUACCUGGAAGCAGAGAUGCUUAUACCAUAUCUCUUGGUCACUUUCUUUUGCUCAUGACCAAGUAAAGGAGGAAGCAGUGUUGCCCUGAGCAGCUAAACAAGUUCGGGGAACCCCUUUGAGCCAUCUGCAACUGAGAGGAGGGGGGCACAUGCCAGUGGUGGGCAGAGUUAAUUGUUGCUGGCAUCCACCUGUCUCAAGAGACAAUGGAGUGUGCCUCCGGGGGUGAAGUCAAAUGGCUGGAGAAUCACAGCACCUGCUGUGGCUGCAGAGACUGGUAACUUGUAACUGCUGCCUCCCUCGUUGCUUUUGCUGUGUUAGCAGCACUGAAGUGACGUCCCUGGGCCCAGGCCUGGGCUGCCCAAAUGACAAGACCCCCCUCUUGGCCUUGCUGAUAUGACCCAAAGGAAAGCAGAGCAAUACAGUUGGGACCCGCUUGGCUGCAGGAGUUGCUGGAAGGAGGCAUACAAUAUGCCACCCACUGCAGAUUUGGGUAGGGUUUACCCCUUUGCCUUUUCUUUUCCUGAAGGUGUUCUGCAAGGUACUGAUUUCUCCUCGGGGUUUUGCUCCUGAAGCCUUUCUCACGAAUGUAUAGCUGCAAGGCUUAGGAUCAGAGUUUCCCUUUUUCUAGAUGGGCUGCCUUCCCAGGUUGACAACCCCCAUCUGCUCCUGCAGAGUUAAAAGCCCCAUGGCAUUCACACAAAGCUAUCCACGACACACAAUUCACGCAGAUUGAUCCAUCAUAUGCGUACAACUGCCCAAAUCACCCUAUCCACACAAGCCCAUCCGGUCACACACACAUCCAUAUACAUAAUGAGGAGCAUGGCAGAAUUAAGCUGGGACUUUUCAACCAAAAUUGCAGUGCCUGCACUCGCACAAAUGCAGUACAGUGGUAUCUUGGUUCUCAAACACCUUGGUACUCGAACAACUUGGAACCCAAGCACUGCAAGUGUUCCAGUUUGCGAACUUUUUUCGGAAGCCAGACGUGCUCUGUUUUGAGUGUUCCGCUUCCGAUUUGAGUGCCACACUUUAUGCUGAGGUCUGUUUUUGCUUUUUAAAAAAUUGCAUUUUUGUGGCUCUUUUUGUUUUGUUUUUGUGACUGUGUGGAACCCAGUUCAGCUACUGAUGGAUUGAUUGUGUGACUGCAGUACAUUGUUUAUUGCUUUCAUUUUAUGGAUCAAUGGUCUCGUUAGAUAGUAAAAUUCAUGUUAAAUUGCUGUUUUAGGGGUUGUUUUUAAAAAGCCUGGAACAGAUUCAUCCAUUUUGCAUUGCUUUCUAUGGGAAAGCGCACCUUGUUUUUGGAACGCUUUGGUUUUGGAACAGACUUGCGGAACGGAAUAAGUUUGAGAACCAAGGUAUAGUCAUAUAUGCACACAUUGUCCCCUAUUGUCCCCACAAUAUUAAGCACAGUUUCUCUAUUUGCAGGAUCCCUCCUGCUCUUUCUUCCCUCUUGUCUGCUUGGGCUUAACGGGGACACUUCCUCUUUGCAGCCUUGGUUCCACAACAUGGUAGCAGCUGCCCCAUGCUGUGGCAUCCUUUGCUCCCAGACUAUCGACUGGCAUCAUUUUCUAAGCAACUUCAUUAACUUCUCAUUACCAGAAGACCUGCUGUCUCAGGUGAUUCCUAGGUGCUGGUGAAGAUUGCCGAAUGCUCCCAAAGACUCUAGAGUGCUCCCCCAAAUUGUUGAGCACCCAUGAAUGCCACUACACAGAAUUGCUGCAUACAGUUGGCGAAGCGUCAGAGAAGUGGCCAAAGGGCGCAGCAUCUGUGAUCCCUAUUCCUGCUGCUGCAAGAUCACCAAAGGAGGGAGCGAGCCUGAGAAAGGUAAGUGG